Messenger RNA from Arachis stenosperma, 1999 nucleotides. Its product is annotated as zinc finger CCCH domain-containing protein 3-like. The record is from RefSeq and is a predicted model, not a curated record. NCBI's taxonomy places the organism in Eukaryota, Viridiplantae, Streptophyta, Magnoliopsida, Fabales, Fabaceae. The transcript has 7 exons. Bases 468 to 1736 code for a protein of 422 amino acids. Gene Ontology annotation, molecular function: mRNA binding; metal ion binding.
UUUCACAUUUCAAAGAUCCGAAAUGUUCCAAAGAUUGCGAAGGCAGAACCAGGAAACUCUAAUUUGACGGGAAUUUUCAUCCAAUGCGAAUAUUAUUACCAUAAUCUCUUUCCAGAUUUCACAUUUGAUUCUUCACAAUUUCAUCUCCGAUUCUCUCACUUUUUGUUACACACAUAUAUAAUAUUAAUAAUAUUAUAUUAGUUAUUAUUAUUAUAUAUUAUAUUGUACUUUUUUUCCCCCUUAGGGAAAUUGUGUUGUCACUUUGGUCAAUUUUUCACUUUGUGUUGUUGUUGAUGAUGAUCAAUUUUACCAUCUGCGAGUGAGUGAAAUUGUGAGUGUUGUUUCCUUGAUUUUUUCUUUCUCCCUUAAAGGAUUAAAAGGCUGUUCUUAGAUUGAUUGUUGAAACGAGAAGAAGAAGAAGAAGGAACGGUAGCAGAAAGAUUGUACCUUUGUUUCAAAAGCCAGAUAUGCCAGAAAACAGGCAGGUUCUGAGGAAUGCUGCUUCUAAUCAACCCGGUGACAACAUUGAAGAAGCAAUUCGGCGAUUGAAAAUCAAUGACAAUCGAGAUAGAGAUACUGCGGGUCAAACUAGCCCGUAUCCGGAUCGUCCUGGUGAACCUGAUUGCUUAUAUUUUCUGAGGACUGGAAUGUGUGGUUAUGGGACUAACUGUCGCUACAAUCACCCCGCUAAUGUUUCACUGGGUACUCAUUAUGGUGAAGAGCUCCCUGAGAGAAACGGGCAACCUGAUUGUGAGUAUUUUCUUAAGACAGGGACAUGUAAGUAUGGAUCAUCGUGUAAAUAUCAUCAUCCACGGGACAGGCGAGGUGCUGCUCCUGUAUCAUUCAAUGCUUUAGGCCUUCCAAUGCGUCAGGAAGAAAAAUCAUGUCCCUAUUACAUGAGAACUGGGUCUUGUAAGUUUGGAGUAGCUUGCAAGUUUCAUCAUCCGCCGCAUGCUACUUUUGGAGCUUCUGGAGUGGCUGCAUCUCCUACCUCAAUGAUCCCCGCAUCUGGAUAUGUUGGUGGAUAUCCGUAUUCCUUACCGAGAAUGCCAUAUUUAUCUGGACAGGGCCUUCAGUCUUAUGUGCCUCCUUUCUUUUCUUCUCCACAAGGAAUUAUACCCGGACAGGGUUGGAACAGCUACAUGGGAAGUAUGAACCCUGCAAUGUCUACUGGUUUUCUUGGAUCUAAUAUUGUUUACGACUCUGUGAAUCCGGGUGAGUCACUUUCUGGUGGGCAGGUAGUAAGUCUUAAUCUCCCAGAUAGGCCUGAUCAGCCAGAAUGCAGAUACUAUAUGAACACAGGGACUUGCAAGUAUGGAUCUGAUUGUAAGUUCCACCACCCAAGAGAAAGAAUCGCCCAGUCAUUCAUAAAUCCACUCGGCCUUCCUGUGCGACCUGGGCAAGCUAUAUGUUCUUAUUAUAGAAUUUAUGGAAUAUGCAAGUAUGGCCCAACAUGCAAAUUUGAUCAUCCAGUUUUGGCAAUCUCACAGAACUAUCGCUUGGCCACACCUACUGCUUUAUCUGCACUGGACACCCCUCUCGACGGCAAUCGAAGAGGGACUUUCCAACCACCCGAGACAUCACCAUCUAAAUUAUCGAGUGAUGAGCAUCAGCAUUCGGAUAAUAAUAUCAAUAAUUCACAGGCCGCUGAAGAUUCAUCCAAACAAGCUGAUCAUACUACCUCAAAUUCCUUUGAAGUGGCCUCGGAAUCCUCCUUACAUGACCAAGAUGCUUGAUCUUUUUUCUCUUUUUGAGGGACAAAAUUUUCCUUGUUUUAAGGAGAAAUAUAUUAUCAUACACACACACCUUCUGUUCCCCCUUUCUCUCUUUUUUUCACCUGCAAUUUCUGUGGAGUGGGAUAGUUUGUUCAGAGGUUGUUGUGACACUCACUAGCUUGUGGGGGAUGAAGGGGCAUUUUUUGUGGUGAAUAAGAUGCAGGUUGAAAGUUUGUGACCUUUUUUUCCGUUUAUUUUCAAUUUUAUCUUUAUUUUUUUUUGUU